This is a messenger RNA of Gorilla gorilla gorilla (western lowland gorilla), 5912 nucleotides long. Its product is annotated as zinc finger protein 665-like. Gene Ontology annotation, cellular component: nucleus. Gene Ontology annotation, molecular function: DNA-binding transcription factor activity, RNA polymerase II-specific. The coding region runs from base 263 to 3412 and encodes 1049 amino acids. The transcript is spliced from 5 exons. The record is from RefSeq and is a predicted model, not a curated record. Gene Ontology annotation, biological process: regulation of transcription by RNA polymerase II. NCBI's taxonomy places the organism in Eukaryota, Metazoa, Chordata, Mammalia, Primates, Hominidae.
AGGCCGCCCAGUCUCCGCUGCGAGCGGUUUUCUGUAGACCCGGAAGCGGAUCGCGGGGAGUGAAGGCUGCGCCGCCGACCCUGAGUUUCGCUCUCUCUAGAUUAAAUCUGCGCUUCGCAGUCCCCCUUCUUCCAUCCCCCGGGUCUGAAGGGGUCCCUACAGAUCUUAAAAUGACCACACCGCGCCCUCCACCCCAGAUUAACCUUUAAAGACUCAUGUGGCCUGAGGAAGAAGUCCAGAAGAGAAGAAAGAGGAGACAGGGAUGGCUCUUUCUCAAGGAAGGUUGACAUUCAGGGAUGUGGCCAUCGAAUUCUCUCAGGAGGAGUGGAAAUGCCUGGACUCUGCUCAGAGGGCUUUGUACAGGGACGUGAUGUUGGAGAACUACAGGAACCUGGUCUCCCUGGCAGGAAUCUCUCUUUCUGAAAUGAGUAUUACCUCCAUGUUGGGGCAAGGGAAAGAGCCCUGGACUGUGGAGAGUGAAGUGAAAAUAACAAAAACAUCAAAUAGCUGGGAAUGCAUCAAAGGUGUGAACACAGAUGUCUCUCCUACACAUAUGAUCAAGGAAUUACCACCAAAAGAGAACAAUAGCACAGGAAAAGUAUUCCAAGCAGUGAUGUUGGAAAGACAUGAAAUCCAUGACAUCAAAGAUUUUUACUUCAGAGAAAUGCAGCAAAAUAUUCAUGACUUUGAGUGUCAGUGUCACAAUGAUGAAAGAAAUUACAGAGAAAUACCUGCAAUUAAAAUUAAAAACAUCACUGGAAGAAGAGAUCAAGGUGAUGGAAGGAAUGCAGGAAAUAAGCCAGUUGAAAAUCAGCUUGAACUAAGCUUUUGGUUGCAUCUGGCUGAACUGCAGGGAUUUCAAAUUGAAAGGAAAAUUUAUGAAUGUAAUCAAAUUGAGAAGUCUGUCACCCAUGGGUCCUCAGUUUCAUUAGUUCAAACAAAUAUUCCUCGUGUCAACACCAGCAUUUCUAAUAUAUAUAGGAAUGAUUUUAUGCAUCCUUCAUUACUCACACAAGACCAGAACGCAUACAUUAGGGAAAAACCUUACAAAUGUAGUGAUUGUGGCAAGGCCUUUAAUCAGAGGUCCAACCUUACUACACAUCAGAGAAUCCAUACUGGACAGAAACCACAUAAAUGUGACAUAUGUGGCAAAGGAUUCAGGCGAAUUGCAAACCUAGCAAGUCAUCAUAGAAUUCAUACUGGAGAGAAACCUUACAGAUGUAAUGAGUGUGGCAAGACCUUCAAUCAGACGUUCAACCUUACUACACAUCAGAGAAUCCAUACUGGACAGAAAACAUAUAAAUGUGAUAUCUGUGGCAAAGGUUUCAGGCAAAUUGGAAACCUAGCAAGUCAUCAUAUAAUUCAUACUGGAGAGAAACCUUACAGAUGUAACGAGUGUGGCAAGACCUUCAAUAGGAUGUUCCACCUUACUAGACAUCAGAGAAUCCAUACUGGACAGAAACCAUAUAAAUGUGAUAUAUGUGGCAAAGGUUUCAGGCAAAUUGCAAACCUAACAAGUCAUCAUAGAAUUCAUACGGGAGAGAAACCUUACAAAUGUAGUGAUUGUGGCAAGGCCUUUAAUUACAGGUCCCACCUUACAAGACAUCAGAGAAUCCAUACUGGGCAGAAACCGUAUAAAUGUGAUAUAUGUGGCAAAGAUUUCAGUCAAAAUUCAUACCGUGAAAAUCAUCAGAGAAUUCACAGUAGAGAGAAAUCUUACAGAUGUAAUGAGUGUGGCAAGACCUUUAAUAAGGUGACCAACCUUACUACACAUCAGAGAAUCCAUACUGGACAGAAACCGUAUAAAUGUGAUAUAUGUGGCAAAGGUUUCAGGCAAAUUGGAAACCUAGCAAGUCAUCAUAUAAUUCAUACUGGAGAGAAACCUUACAGAUGUAACGAGUGUGGCAAGACCUUUAAUAGGAUGUUCCACCUUACUAGACAUCAGAGAAUCCAUACUGGACAGAAACCAUAUAAAUGUGAUAUAUGUGGCAAAGGUUUCAGACAAAUUGCAAACCUAACAAGUCAUCAUAGAAUUCAUACGGGAGAGAAACCUUACAAAUGUAGUGAUUGUGGCAAGACCUUUAAUUACAGGUCCCACCUUACAAGACAUCAGAGAAUCCAUACUGGACAGAAACCGUAUAAAUGUGAUAUAUGUGGCAAAGAUUUCAGUCAAAAUUCAUACCGUGAAAAUCAUCAGAGAAUUCACACUAGAGAGAAAUCUUACAGAUGUAAUGAGUGUGGCAAGACCUUUAAUAAGGUGACCAACCUUACUACACAUCAGAGAAUCCAUACUGGACAGAAAACAUAUAAAUGUGAUAUAUGUGGCAAAGGUUUCAGGCAAAUUGGAAACCUAGCAAGUCAUCAUAUAAUUCAUACUGGAGAGAAACCUUACAGAUGUAACGAGUGUGGCAAGACCUUCAAUCAGACGUUCAACCUUACUACACAUCAGAGAAUCCAUACUGGACAGAAAACAUAUAAAUGUGAUAUAUGUGGCAAAGGUUUCAGGCAAAUUGGAAACCUAGCAAGUCAUCAUAUAAUUCAUACUGGAGAGAAACCUUACAGAUGUAACGAGUGUGGCAAGACCUUCAAUAGGAUGUUCCACCUUACUAGACAUCAGAGAAUCCAUACUGGACAGAAACCAUAUAAAUGUGAUAUAUGUGGCAAAGGUUUCAGGCAAAUUGCAAACCUAACAAGUCAUCAUAGAAUUCAUACGGGAGAGAAACCUUACAAAUGUAGUGAUUGUGGCAAGGCCUUUAAUUACAGGUCCCACCUUACAAGACAUCAGAGAAUCCAUACUGGACAGAAACUGUAUAAAUGUGAUAUAUGUGGCAAAGAUUUCAGUCAAAAUUCAUACCUUGAAAAUCAUCAGAGAAUUCACACUAGAGAGAAAUCUUACAGAUGUAAUGAGUGUGGCAAGACCUUUAAUAAGAUGACCAACCUUACUACACAUCAGAGAAUCCAUACUGGACAGAAAACAUAUAAAUGUGAUAUAUGUGGCAAAGGUUUCAGGCAAAUUGGAAACCUAGCAAGUCAUCAUAUAAUUCAUACUGGAGAGAAACCUUACAGAUGUAACGAGUGUGGCAAGACCUUCAAUAGGAUGUUCCACCUUACUAGACAUCAGAGAAUCCAUACUGGACAGAAACCAUAUAAAUGUGAUAUAUGUGGCAAAGGUUUCAGGCAAAUUGCAAACCUAACAAGUCAUCAUAGAAUUCAUACGGGAGAGAAACCUUACAAAUGUAGUGAUUGUGGCAAGACCUUUAAUUACAGGUCCCACCUUACAAGACAUCAGAGAAUCCAUACUGGACAGAAACCGUAUAAAUGUGAUAUAUGUGGCAAAGGUUUCAGUCAAAAUUCAUACCUUGAAAAUCAUCAGAGAAUUCACACUGGAGAGAAAACUUACAAGUGUAAUUAGUGUGGCAAAGCCUUUAGCGUGUGCUCAAACCUAACUAAACAUCAGGUCAUCCAUAAUGGAGAGAGACCUUAUAAAUGUAAUGAGUAGGACAAGGCUUUUUUUUCAGAGUUCAAAAUUGUAAAACAUCACAGGAUUCAUUCUGGAGAGAAACAAAACAAAUGUAAUGAAUGUGGUAAGGCAUUUAUUCAAAAUUCAAGUCUGGUGGACCAUCAGAGAACUCACACUGGAGAGAAACCUUACAAGUGUAAUGAGUGUGGUAAAACCUUUAUUGGGCAUUCAAGCCUAACUAACCAUCAGGUAAUUCAUACUGGAGAGAAACCUUACAAAUGUAAUGAGUGUGGAAAGGCUUAUAUGAAGUGGUCCCACCUUAGACAUCAUGAGAGUAUUCAUACUGGAGAGAAACCAUACAAAUGUACCAAAUGUGGCAAGGCCUUUAGACAAUGGGCGGACAUCAGGAUUCACCAAAAAAUCUAUGCUGGAGAGAAACCUUACAAGUAUGAUGAGUGUGGAAAAACCUUUACCCAGGCCUCUCACCUCACUAUACAUCAGAUCAUCCAUACUGGAGAGAAACCAUAUGAAUAUGAUAUAUAUGGCAAAGUCUUCAAUCAAAAUUCACAUUUCAAAAGUUAUCGUAGGAUUUGUACUGGAGAGAAGCCUUACAAAUGUGUGUGGCAAGGUCCUCAGUCAAAAUUCACACCUUGUAAAUCAUCAGAGAAUUCAUACUGGAGAGAAAUCCUACAGAUGUCAUGAAUGUGGCAAAGCCUUUACUCGAGGCUCACGCUUCAUUAAUCAUCAGAUAGUUCAUACUGGAGAGAACUUUCCAAAUGUACUAAAUGUAGCAAGGCUUUUAAGAAUGGCCCUAAACUCAGGACUCACCAAAUAGAUCAUACUUGUAAAUGCAAUGAAUGUAGCAGUGUCUUAAAGUAGUGCUCGCUACUCAUUAGAUAAGAGUACCUAAUAUAUCUUGGGGCAAAGGCACACAAAUGCAGUGUCUGUGACAAGGACUUUAUCUGAGGAUCAAAAGUUGGGGAACAGAAUAAUUCGUACUGGGGAGAAAUCUUAGAAAUGCAAUGAGCAUGGGAAAAACUUUACCAUGAGUUCAAGUACUACAUGACAUCAGAGAGUUCAUAUUGAAGAGAAACCAUGUAAAUAUAAGGUAUGUGGCAGAGGCUCUUUUCAGGUUUCACAGUGCACUGGACAUCAGAGUAUACAUCUUUUGCCAGGCGUGGUGGCUCACACCUGUAAUCCCAGCACUUUCGGGAGGCUGAGGUGGGUGGAUCACCUGAGGUCAGGAGUUUGAAACCACCCUGGCCAACAUGGCGAAACCCUGUCUCUAUUAAAAAUACAAAAAUUAGCUGGGCGUGGUGGUAGGUGCCUGUAAUCCCAGCUACUCAGGAGGCUGAGGCACGAGAAUUGCUUGAACCUGGGAGAUGGAGGUAGCAGUGAGCUGAGAUCGUGCCACUGCACGCCAGCCUGGGCGACAGAGCAAGACUCCGUCUCAAAAAACAAAACAAAACAAAAUGAAAAAACAGAGUAUACAUCUUUUAGAGAAAUCAAAGUAACAUGCAUGCUAAAGCUUUUUUUUUUUUUUUUUUUUUUUUUUUGAGAUGGAGUCUUGCACUGUCGCCCAGGUUGGAGUGCAUUGGCCCAAUCUUGGCUCACCACAACCUCCGCCUCCUGGAUUCCAGCAAUUCUGCCUCAGCCUCCCAAGUAGCUGGGACUACAGGUGUGUGCCACCACCCCCAGCUAACUUUUGUAUUUUUAGUAGAGACAGGGUUUCACCAUGUUAGCCAGGAUGUUCUCAAUCUCUUGACCUCAUGAUCCGCCCGCCUCCGCCUUCCAAAGUGCUGGGAUUACAGGCGUGAGCCACUGUGCCCGGCCGACACUGGGCUUUUUGUGAGAGUGACAGAUUACUAGGAUCUCGUUAUGUGGUAGAAGUAAUGUAGGGGAAAUGGCGAUUAUCUUUUUUUAAAAGCAAUAGCUGUUGUAUAUCAAUGAUAAAUGAAAAAUUAGUUAUUCUUGUAAAUUGAAGAAAGAAUGGUUAUCAUAGGGGGUAGUUCAAGUGAAAGAACCAGGGCUGGGUGUGGUGGCUCACAUUCUGUAAUCCCUGUACUUUGGGAGGCCAAGGCAGAUGGAUCUCUUGAGGCCAGGAGUUCGAGACCAGCCUGACCAACAUGGCAAAACCGUGUCUCUACAAAAAAUACAAAAAUUAGCCGGACAUCGUGGUGGAUGCCUGUAAUCUCAGAUAUUCGGGAGACCGAGGGGAGAAUCACUCGAACCCAGGAGACGGAGGUUGCAGUGAGCUGAGAUCGCACCACUGCUCACCAGCCUGGGCAACAGAGUGAGACUCUGCCUCAAACAAAAAGAAAACCAAACAAAAGAACCAGAAUAGCAUGUGCACGUGUACACAGACGUUUCACAACUGGCAUUAUGUUUUGCUACUGUUUUAUUUACAAUGUAUCACAAGUUUUAUGCUUUAAUAAAAUUUAAUCAUAACUUC